GCGGACCCCGACCCCGCCAUGCGCGCGGCGCCCCUGCCGCCACCCGACUCAGACACAGAGGGGGACUCGGAUGACAGCACUGCCCUGGGCACCCUGGAGUUCACGCUUCUCUUCGACGCGGACAACAGUGCCCUGCACUGCACGGCCCAUCGCGCCAAGGGCCUCAAGCCACCAGCCUCAGGCUCUGUGGACACCUACGUCAAAGCCAACUUGCUGCCAGGGGCCAGCAAGGCCAGCCAGCUUCGCACACGCACGGUUCGGGGCACAAGGGGACCGGUGUGGGAGGAGACCCUCACCUACCACGGCUUCACCUGCCAGGACGCUGGGCACAAGACCCUGCGGCUGUGCGUGUGCGAGGACUCCCGGCUGCGGCGAAGGCGGAGCGCCCCCCCACUCGGGGAGCUGCGGGUCCCCCUGAGGAAGCUGGUGCCCAACCGAGCCAGGAGCUUCCGCGUCUGCCUGGAGAAGCGGAGGCUGGUUAAGAGGCCCAAGGGCCUGGACACAGCCCGAGGCAUGUCCCUGUACGAGAAGGAAGAGGCGGAGGCCAUGGCCGGGGAGGAGCGCGGGCGCAUCCUGCUGUCGCUGUGCUACAGCUCCCAGCGCCGCGGCCUGCUGGUGGGGGUGCUGCGCUGCGCCCACCUGGCCCCCAUGGACGCCAACGGCUACUCAGACCCCUUUGUCCGCCUUUUCCUGCACCCAAACGGGGGGAAGAAGUCCAAGUACAAGACCAGUGUUCGGAGAAAGACCCUGAACCCCGAGUUCAAUGAGGAAUUCUUCUACCCGGGCCGGAGGGAAGAGCUGGCCCAGAAGGCGCUGCUGGUGUCUGUGUGGGACUACGACCUGGGCACGGCCGAUGACUUCAUUGGCGGGGUACAGCUGAGCAGCCAGGCCAGUGGGGAGCGCCUGCGCCACUGGCACGAGUGCCUGGGCCGCUGCGACCACCGGCUGGAGCUGUGGCACCCGCUGGACGAUGCACCCCCGUGUGGUGACCCGUGAGCACGGGCCUGCGCGAGGCCUCCCCCGCAGCCGGGACACCGCUCAGGCUGCAAGGAGCCCUGGCUCUUCCCCACCUACGGCGCCCAUUCUAGCCCCUGCCUUUCAGCCACCUCACUCCAAGUA
Molecule: messenger RNA, 1119 nt
Organism: Dipodomys ordii (Ord's kangaroo rat)
Lineage: Eukaryota; Metazoa; Chordata; Mammalia; Rodentia; Heteromyidae
Product: double C2-like domain-containing protein gamma
Exons: 10
Cellular component (GO): membrane
Source: RefSeq, a predicted model, not a curated record